AUGGCGAAACCAGGAGAAGGACUAUGGAGCUACAGCAACCCCUCCCCAUCUCAUGCCAGAGUACCUGAUCUCAGAACAUCCUCUAAGAUGCAUUCUGAUUCUGGUAUCGUCACCAGCCUAAGAUUCAACCAGGAUAAUGGCUGUUUUUCUUGUUCGAUGGACAAUGGUUUGCGAAUAUACAAUGUGGAACCACUUCGUGAGAAAACACAUUUAGAUGCAUCUGUUGUAGGGAGCGUUGGUAUAUGUGAAAUGCUGUAUCGUACCAAUUUACUUGCUAUUGUUGGCGGUGGGAGGAAACAAAAAUUUGCAGAAAAUGCAGUACUAUUAUGGGAUGAUCUUGCUCAAAAAUUUGUGGCUGAAUUUACGUUUUCUUCUCCUGUUUUGUCUUUGAGGAUGAGGAGAGACAGGUUAUUUGUUGCCCAAAGAACACAGAUACAUGUGUUCUGCUUUCCAAAUAAUCCUGCUAAAUUGUUUACAUUUGACACAGGUGUUAAUCCACGAGGUCUGUGUGAAGUCAGUCCAUUUCCUAGCUCAGAAAGGCAGCUGCUUGUAUUCCCAGGUCACAUUUCAGGGAGUAUACAAAUAGUGGACUUGGCUAAAAUUCAUCCUGGCAGCUCAGCCACACCAAUCACGCUUAACGCCCAUACUUCAGAUGUCGCUUACAUUGCAAUAAACCAUCAAGGAACUUUAGUUGCUACAGCCUCUGUGAAGGGUACUUUGAUAAGAGUAUUUGACACAUACAGAAAGCUUCUUUUGAUUGAAUUACGUAGAGGUUAUGAUCCUGCAUCAGUAUAUUGCAUAAAUUUUAGCAGUGAUUCAGAUUUUCUGUGUGCAUGUAGCGACAAAGGAACUAUCCAUAUAUUUGCUCUGAAAGAUUUUCAUCUCAACAAAAGAUUAGCGUUCCCAGCUUCCAAACUAAUAGGAUCAUAUGGAGAGUCUCAGUGGGCAUUUGCUAAAAUAAAUGUGACUCAAGAUAGCAGAUGUAUUUGUGCCUUCGGAUCUAAUUCCUCUGUUUAUGUUGUUUGUGUUGAUGGGACUUUUCAUAAAUAUGUGUAUACAAAUGACAGAAGCUGCAACCGGGAAUCUUAUGAUGUUUUCCUUAAUUUGUGUGACAACAGUGAUUUUUAA
Messenger RNA from Uloborus diversus, 1128 nucleotides. Its product is annotated as WD repeat domain phosphoinositide-interacting protein 4-like. NCBI's taxonomy places the organism in Eukaryota, Metazoa, Arthropoda, Arachnida, Araneae, Uloboridae. The record is from RefSeq and is a predicted model, not a curated record. Gene Ontology annotation, molecular function: protein binding; phosphatidylinositol-3,5-bisphosphate binding; phosphatidylinositol-3-phosphate binding. Gene Ontology annotation, cellular component: extrinsic component of membrane; phagophore assembly site membrane; cytosol. Bases 1 to 1128 code for a protein of 375 amino acids. The transcript is spliced from 12 exons. Gene Ontology annotation, biological process: autophagy of mitochondrion; nucleophagy; protein lipidation.